CAAAAAAAUGAGCGGAACCAUACGAAAUGUCUACUUUAUAAUGGAGGAAAUCGAGAUUUUCGACAUUUUUCAGCGAUUUUCAGUUUUUCUGAAACUUGAGCACUAUGAGAUGCUGAAAAUGGGCGAUUUUUUGAAAAAUGAACUCCCAAAUGGCCUAAAAUUUCCAGUUUUACUUGAAUCCACGUGGUUUGAAAAACCCGAAUUUGAGGUCGAAAUCCGUACAAAUGGGCACAUUUACGCCGGAAUUUUGGACAUAAAUGGGGCGGAGCCUGGCGAUAAGGGGGCGGAGCCUAAUCAAAACCUCUCAAUUUCCGGCACCGCAAAAGUGUAUAACAUCAACGACCCCACCGAUCAUAUUACCCUAAAAUGCACAAUUCUAAUCGAAGAUCCGGUUGCCGAGAGAGCCGAGAAACCGGAGGUGGUGGCACCGACGAGGGAUGAGCAGACGCAGACAGAGAGAGAAAAAUUAAGAAAAGUGGUGGAGAAGGGUGUUCAGACCGAUGACGUCACCACUUCUACCGUAUCCACAACUACCACAGAACCAUAUCUAGACAUUGAACAACUCCAGCCAAUACUUCUCACUUCAAUAUCCCAUCACCUAAAGCAACACCGCCCACACAAAUCUCUUUCACCGCCGCCGCCUCAAAAAAUUUCCACAGAAAUCCCGGCCAAACCAGCUCAAAAAUCGAUAAAAUCGCUAAACUCGUUCAAUUUAAUGCCAAGAAUCGGAAAACUACAACAAUUGGAUGCUCAAAUCGCUGAAAAACAGAAAUUUCUGGAAGCGCUGAAUUCGGAAAUUGAGCUCAAGAAAAAAAUGGUUAAAUUUUUGGAAAGACGCAUGGAAAUAGGCGAAAAAAUUGAUAAAGUCGAUAAAAUCGAUGAAAAACCAUCCGAAAAAGGAGAAAUCUCUUCAGAAUCCACGUCAUCAGAUUCUGAAUCUGAGUCUGAAAGUUCUACAGACUCAGAAACUACUACAACUACUACUACCACCACCACUGAGAAUUCCUCGGAAACUGUGAGAAAAAUCGAUACGCCACCGGAAGCCGAAAAUAAAGAGGAGAGCAUAAUCGAGCACCCAUUCUCUGCCCGUGAGCCCCCAGAGUCUCCGACAACGGCAUACAUGAACAAUUUACGGCAGAAAAUGUUGGAUCAAUAUCAGCAAAAAUAUACAUAAUCAACAUUUUAUUAGUAAUAAA
This is a messenger RNA of Caenorhabditis elegans, 1196 nucleotides long. It is a transcript of the gene Y22D7AL.4, whose product is annotated as Transcription initiation factor TFIID subunit 7. Lineage: Eukaryota; Metazoa; Nematoda; Chromadorea; Rhabditida; Rhabditidae. The record is from RefSeq and is marked reviewed. The transcript has 5 exons. Bases 8 to 1174 code for a protein of 388 amino acids.